Molecule: messenger RNA, 1587 nt
Organism: Ostrinia nubilalis (European corn borer)
Lineage: Eukaryota; Metazoa; Arthropoda; Insecta; Lepidoptera; Crambidae
Product: myotubularin-related protein 13-like
Exons: 8
Coding region: 448-1587 (379 amino acids)
Biological process (GO): regulation of Rab protein signal transduction
Cellular component (GO): cytoplasmic vesicle
Source: RefSeq, a predicted model, not a curated record
AUAUGUCGGAUGGGCAGAGUUCCGUAACGAUUGUAAUGAGAAAUUAUAGAAUUAACUGUGAACGUCGCGAAUUUCUACAUAAAUAUAGUAUUAGAAUAAUCAGUUACUCUAACUCCAUUUACUAGGUUUUAAAGUUGACCAAUAUAAUUUCUGUGACCAGUACUAUAACCUAUAGAGGUGAAUAAUUUAUCAACCUUUCUUGUAAUUGAAGUAAGAUUCUUUAGCUCGCGAUAAAUGAAAGUGUUGUUUACAUUUUGUGUAGUGCACGGUGUACAGGAAUCGUUCGCGUAGUGCUUGUAUUGUAGAAGUAACGGCAUCGGUUAAUAAACGAGUGAAUAUGUGGAAGUGGAUUUAGUUGGUUUUUGUGUAAAAUGUGUUUGAUCCUGUCUAAUUUAAUUACAAAGUGCAUUUGUGGUGUUUGUGCUCGGAUGUUGCCGUAGGAUUGCCAUGUCCAGACUCGUCGAUUACUUCGUGAUAGUGGGAUUUGACCACGAAAAAGAAAGGGGCGGUCUGAGCAGCGGCGUGAUCCUCCAGCGCUUCCCAGAGACGAACUGGGACGACACUCCUUUCCACGACGGGAUAGAAUGGUUCUGCCAGCCUCAAGGAUGGGCGCUGUCCACAGAACGGUCCGAGCCCCGGUUCUACGUGUCGGUACUGACCGACGUGGACGCGAACCGGCACUACUGCGCCUGUCUCUGCUUCAACGAGACCGUGGCCAUCACGCCCUCGAAGCCUGCAGACGAGGACGAGGAGUCCCUGGAGUCUUCGAGGCCGGUGUCGAACAUCACCCACCACAGCAUCAUGUACGCGCCCAAAUGUCUCGUCAUCGUCUCCCGGCAGGACUACAUCGACACCUUCAGGAACUGCCUCGGCAUAAUCUACACAGUUUGGGUGGAGAACCUCGGCGUGCCCUUAGAGACCCUGGUCGGUAACCUGCUGGGCUGCGUGCUGGUGCCGCCGGCGGGCGGGCCGCAGGUGCGCUUCAGCAUCGGCGCCGGCGACCGCCAGGCGCUGCAGCCGCCGGCCGCGCCGCCCAUGCCUGUUACGCACAACGCUGUGUACAUGCUGCUGAGGUUAUUAGGCAAGGACACAGGAGACACUGUUGAUCCUGUGAGGAAUCUAAUAAAGCCUGGCGAGACCCUGAAGGGUAUACGGCUGGGCUGUGUGCUGGUACCGUGGCGCUGUGUCCGCCUCGCGCUGCAGCCGCCGGCCGCGCCGCCCAUGCCUGUUACGCACAACGCUGUGUAUAUGCUGCUCAGACUACUAGGCAAGUUCUUGGAGCGCCUUAUCAUUUCAGCUACAGGACUCCUACAGGAUACAGUCACAGGAUCAAGAAGAAUCUAUGAAGCCUGUGGCGCCGGCGACCGCCAGGCGCUGCAGCCGCCGGCCGCGCCGCCCAUGCCUGUUACGCACAACGCUGUGUAUAUGCUGCUGAGGUUAUUAGCUACAGGACUCCUACAGGAUAUAGCCACAGGAUCAACUGCUGAACCCUGGCAGAACCUGGGCGUAUCUCUUGAAACCCUGGUCGGUAAAGCUGGCGCCGGCGACCCAUGCCUGUUACGCACAACGCUGUGUACAUGCUGCUGA